Molecule: messenger RNA, 1743 nt
Organism: Cicer arietinum (chickpea)
Lineage: Eukaryota; Viridiplantae; Streptophyta; Magnoliopsida; Fabales; Fabaceae
Product: alcohol acyl transferase 1 allele GSd-like
Molecular function (GO): acyltransferase activity, transferring groups other than amino-acyl groups
Source: RefSeq, a predicted model, not a curated record
AAAGGAAGUCUAUGACAGGUUGUAAGUCUGAUUUAGACAUUAAAAUUUUUAACAAGGUAAACUCAUGCCUAACAAAUCCUACCUCGCACUAGCAUAUUCCUAGCUCUAAUUCAGAGUCAACUACCACUAUUUCUAUAUUAUGAUUCUUAUCUAUAAAGAGGAGGAUAUUUCUUUCUCUAACACUCGCAUUUUUCCUUAUCAUCACUAUAAGUUAUUGCAAAGUAAUUAACAUACAUACACAAGAAAGAAAAAUGUCAAAAUCCAUUGAUUUUCCAGAUUGUUACAAUUAUAAGCCACCAACUACAAUCACCCCUUGUGCACCAACACCAAAUCACUCUCUCUAUCUCUCUAAUCUUGAUGACCUAAUGUACCACAGGUUUUACGGCAGUGAGAUUUAUAUCUUCAAGAAAUCUGUAAAGGCAGAUAUCUUAAAAUCUUCUCUAUCAAGAGUUUUGGUGGAUUACUACCCUUUAGCUGGGAGGUUGAGGACAAGCAGUGAGGAUGAGAACAAGUUGGUGGUGGAUUGCAAUGGAGAAGGUGUUUUGUUUGCUGAGGCUUCCAUCGAUAUCACUGCUGAAGAAUUACUCAUUCCUUGCAUGACACAACAUAAGUCAUUGAAGAAACUUAAGUGCAAGGGGAAUACUAAAAAAAUGUUAGAUAAUCCUCUUCUUCUAAUUCAGGUGACGAAUCUUCGUUGCGGAGGAAUGAUCUUAUUCAUAUCGUUAAAUCAUGUCUUGUUGGAUGGCACUGGCAUAUCACAAUUUUUGAAUGAUUGGGCUCAUCUUACCAAAAAUCCCAAUAGUAAUUUGACAAUUAAACCUUAUCAUAAUCGAGAAAUGUUGAAAAUUCGAGAACCCCCACAAAUAAAAUUCCCUCACCCAGUAUACAUCAAAGAACCGGAACAUACUAAUCUUGAACGAAACUAUUUAAUGUGGUUCAUAACCCAGACAAUUGUCUAUACAUCAAUCACCUUUGGAGCCAACGAGAUAUUUCGCUUAAGAAAACAAUGUACAACGUCAUUAUUCAAGUACGUCACAGACUUUGAAGUGAUACUAGCACACACAUGGCGCUCAAUGACAAAAUCUUUGAACAUGUCUCCAACACGUGUUGUGAAUAUUUGUUUCACUGCAAAUAUUAGAAAGAAAUUGAAACUUCCAAAAGGAUUUUAUGGGAAUGCGUUUGUUCUCGUUUCCGCUGAGAGUACAGUGAAAGAUUUAGUGAAUUCUAAUAAUCUAGAUUAUUGUAUAAAAUGUGUACAACAAGCCAAGAGUUAUUUGGAUGAUGAGGAGUAUAUUAGGUCAUCGGUUGAUUUGUUGAAGGACAAAACAUUAAUUGUCAAUGAAUCCAUUAAUGUUUUUGCAUCACAAUUAAAUAAAUUAGGGAUUCAAGAUUUGGAUUUUGGAGAAGGGAAGCCUUUUCAUGUGGAAAUUUUUGAUAAUGAUUUUGGUGCCCUUCUUUUACCUGUAAUUGGAGAUCCUAAUGCGGUUAGAGUUAUUAUUCCAAUUUCCAAGAAUUCUGUGGACAAAUAUCAUCACUAUAUGACAGAGAUAGAGAGUUGGGAACAAGAUGAAUAAAGAUUAUGGUGUUGUUAAUUAACACUAAUAAUUUAGUAUCUCAAUAAUAAUAUCAUAAUCAUAAUUUCUAUGUAUUCUUAUGAAAAUUGAAUAUUCUUAAGAAAAAUAAUUUUAGGGACGAACAUAUGAAUUAAUUUUAUAAUAUAUGUAAUCAAAUGUUUACACUUAA